CGGGAAUGCCGAUCACUGUGGCGCACCUGACCGACAGGGGCAGCACCGGAUCGCGGCGAAUGACAGACAGUCGUUCCUCCGUCUUGGCCCUUGAACCCCUUGCUCGGUGCGAGAAACUUGGGGUCCAGAAGCAACACCGCGGGCAUCUGCACAGGUGGUAUCCAGACCUCGAAUCCCAACCGCUUGUCUCCUGUCUUAGACACCGUCACUCGCACGAGAUAUGUGAGCUGUGGGCCUCUUGACAACUCAUCACACUGAGUUGCACACGCAUGAUGCCUCCAUUCCCUAAAGACGUCUCAAAUGCAAUGUCUCAACGACCUGAGAACGUGGCUACAAACCCCAAUGGCGAUUGGGAGACCUCGAUAAAUCUAGAGGAGUCAUGCCUACAUUCCGUCUCCGAGAUGUAGCGUGCGUGCCUGCAGGAAGCCAUCCCGGCGUUGACAAGCCACAUGGACUCUGGCCCCCAUCUGUUUGCUUGGAAUUCUGGUAUCCUCCCGCGUUCCGGCCGAAUCUAGAUCUACUCGGACCAGAUUAUGCGCUUUCCAAAAUACCCCGAAGCCACGUCUCGGACCAUGAUUCCCCCUACGAGACUCCCCAGUACCGAUGCUUCAUAUUAGCAGUAGCUUCCGAAGCCCGUCGCAGACACUAUCCCGGGUUGCAAUGCAGUCGCUUCCGACACCAUCGGCUUGGCACCCACUCCCUAGAAAUCCGGAGCCUUUGCCUUUUGCACCGGGGCAGUGGUUCUGUAAGAAUAGAAUCGUUUCGAGGCUAUUGCGUCGUUUAUUUGAUUUUGAACACCCCAACGCGAUUCCAUGAGCCCAAGCCCCCCACUCCCCCCCCAUCCAGG
Molecule: messenger RNA, 847 nt
Organism: Colletotrichum navitas
Lineage: Eukaryota; Fungi; Ascomycota; Sordariomycetes; Glomerellales; Glomerellaceae
Exons: 2
Source: RefSeq, a predicted model, not a curated record